AAGAGGUUGUCCUAGCCAGUCCACAGGGGCAGAAUACCCCACUGGUUAGGAGGUAAGGGGAGCCCAAAAUGAUAGAAAUGCAGAGGAGAUUGUGGAUGAAGGACCUGUGAGGAUGAUCAUGUGACAGGAGUGGGCGGAGUUUAGCAGUAGCAGAGUGAGAAAGAUUGAGUGUCACGUGAAAGUUCGGGUUAAAUACCAGGAAAAAAAAAAUUUAAGAAGAGGUCACAUGUUUCCUGUAUAGAGUGGAGCUCCAGUCUGCAGCCAGAUCUCACUUCCUAGAGCAGCAGCCCCUGAUCAUGUGACUCCUCCUCCUCUUUCUCCAUGUGACUGAUCACAUGACUGUGACAUCAUGGCAGGUGGUGUAAGGACAGGGUUUCUCCAGCCCAGGAUCCUCUGCUGAUAUCUUCUAUAUAAGAGAAGUUUCCUGAUCAACCAUGGAGAGAGACAGGAACAAGAUGGCUGACAGGAUAAUAAACCUCACCCUAGAGAUACUCUUCCGGCUUACUGGAGAGGAUUACACAGUAGUGAAGAAGUCCUCUAGUGGGCGCUGUCGGGCCCCUGUGUGUGAAGAAUGGGAAAGAACCCUGAGCCCAAUCCCGGGGCCCCCACCUCACUCCCUGAUACAUGAGGAAAUGGAUGAACAGAAGAUCCUAGAACUGAUCAACAAGAUGAUGGAGCUGCUGACUGGAGAGGUUCCUAUAAGGUGUCAGGACGUGGCGGUCUAUUUCUCCAUGGAGGAGUGGGAGUAUGUAGAAGGACACAAGGAUCAGUACAAGGAUCAGGUGAUGAUGGAGGAUCAGCAGCCCCUCACAUCAGCAGUCAGAUCCAGUAAGAGAACAGCAGCAGAGAGGUGUCCCCGUCCUCUUCUUCCACAGGAUCAGGAUCAGAUCAUAAAUCAGGGAGAAAAUCUUAACAAUAUUACUACUUCAGAGACAGGUUUGAGCGGUGAUAAGCAGCAUAAGGAGGACAUUACUACAGGGAAAGAUCUGAUCUAUAUUUAUGCUGCAGAUAUAAAGAAAGAAGAAGAAGAGACAGAUGUGAGCGGUGAUGAGCUGUAUAAGGAGGGCAUUCCUACAGGGAAAGAUCCGAUCUAUAUUAAUGCUCAAGACAUAAAGGAAGAAGAGACAUAUGUGAACAGUGAUGAUCAGUAUAAGGAGGACAUUACUACAGGGAAAGAUCUGAUCUAUAUUUAUGCUACAGAUAUAAAGAAAGAAGAGACAGAUGUGAGCGGUGAUGAGCAGUAUAAGGACAUUCCUACAGGGAAAGAUCUGAUCUAUAUUAAUGCUCCAGACGUAAAGGAAGAAGAGACAGAUGUGAGCGGUGAUGAGCAGUAUAAGGACAUUCCUACAGAUAACCACCCAGAUGACUGUACCCGGAGAUCAGAGGAGAAUCUUAUAUCUUUAUAUUAUAAAGCAGAUGAUGAUAUCACACAAGAUACAUAUGAAGAACAUUCCAUUAUCCCAGAUACACCCUCAGCCCUUCACAGCCAAGAUCUCUCAUCUCAUCCUUUUAUACUCGUCCUGUCUACUGAUCCAUCACAGACUGUUAAGAAAAAUGAAAAUUUCAUAGGUGUUAAACACAAAAAGGCACAUAAAGAAGAGAAUCCAUUUCCAUGCCAAGAAUGUGGGAAAUGUUUUACUUUCAAAUCAAAGCUUAAUAGACACAUGAGAAUUCACACAGGGGAGAAGCCUUUUUCAUGUUUAGAAUGUGGAAGAUGUUUUUCUCAGAAAUCAAACCUUGUUGAACAUCAAAAAACUCACACAGGAGAGAAGCCAUUGCCAUGCUCGGAAUAUGGAAAACGUUUGACUUGGAAAUCAGAUCUUGUUAAACAUCAAAAAACUCACACAGGAGAGAAGCCAUUUUCAUGUUCAGAAUGUGGAAAAUGUUUUACUCAGAAAUCAAAUCUUGUUGUACAUCAAAGAAUUCACACAGGGAAGAAUCCAUUUCCAUGCCAAGAAUGUGGGAAAUGUUUUACUUUCAAAUCAAAGCUUAAUAGGCACAUGAGAAUUCACACAGGAGAGAAGCCGUUUUCUUGUUUAGAAUGUGGAAGAUGUUUUUCUCAGAAAUCAAACCUUGUUGAACAUCAGAAAACUCACACAGGAGAGAAGCCAUUGCCAUGCUCGGAAUAUGGAAAACAUUUUACUUGGAAAUCAGAUCUUGUUAAACAUCAAAAAACUCGCACAGGAGAGAAGCCAUUUUCAUGUUCAGAAUGUGGAAAAUGUUUUACUUUCAAAUCAAAGUUUAAUAGGCACAUGAGAAUUCACACAGGGGAGAAGCCCUUUUCUUGUUUAGAAUGUGGAAGAUGUUUUUCUCAGAAAUCAAGCCUUGUUGAACAUCAGAAAACCCACAUAGGAGAGAAACCUUUGCCAUGCUCGGAAUGUGGAAAACCUUCUACUUGGGAAUCAGAUCUUGUUGAACAUCCAAAAACUCACACAGGAGAGAAACAAAUUUCAUGUUCACUAUGUGGGAAAUGUUUUGCUCAGAAAUCAAAUUUUGUUGAACAUCAAAGAACCCACACAGGGGAGAAUCCAUUUCCAUGCCAAGAAUGUGGGAAAUGUUUUACUUUCAAAUCAAAGCUUAAUAGACACAUGAGAAUUCACACAGGGGAGAAGCCGUUUUCUUGUUUAGAAUGCGGAAGAUGUUUUUCUCAGAAAUCAAACCUUGUUGAACAUCAGAAAACUCACACAGGAGAGAAGCCAUUGCCAUGCUCGGAAUGUGGAAAAUGUUUUACUUGGAAAUCAGAUCUUGUUAAACAUCAAAAAACUCACACAGGAGAGAAGCCAUUUUCAUGUUCAGAAUGUGGAAAAUGUUUUACUCAGAAAUCAAAUCUUGUUGAACAUCAAAAAACUCACACAGGAGAGAAACCAUUUUCAUGUUCACUAUGUGGGAAAUGUUUUACUCAGAAAUCAAAUUUUGUUGAACAUCAAAGAACCCACACAGGGGAGAAGCCGUUUUCAUGCCCAGAAUGUGGAAAAUGUUUCACUUUCAAAUCAAAGCUUGAUAGACAUGUGAAAACGCACACAGGGGAGAAGCCAUAUUUAUGUCAGGAAUGUGGAAAAUGUUUUACUGUGAAAUCAUAUCUUGUUUACCAUCAGAGGAUUCACACAGGGGAGAAGCCAUUUUCAUGCUCACAAUGUGGAAAAUGUUUUACUAUGAAAUCAAGGCUUGUUGCACAUAUCAGAAUCCACACAGGGGUGAAGCCAUAUUCAUGCCAAGAAUGUGGGAAAUGGUUUAGGCAGAAAGUAAAUCUUAUUCGCCAUCAAAAAAUUCACACAGGGGAGAAAUCCUUUUCAUGUUCAGAAUGUGGGAAAUGUUUUACUAUAAAAUUAAACCUUGUUGAACAUCAAAAAACGCACACAGGAGAAAAGCCAUUUUCAUGCUCUGAAUGUGGAAAAUGUUUUAGGCAAAAAGUAAAUCUUAUUCGCCAUCAAAACAUUCACACAGGGGAGAAGUCCUUUUCAUGUUCAGAAUGUGGAAAAUGUUUUAGUCUGAAAUCAAGGCUUGUUGCACAUCUGAGAACUCACACAGGAGAGAAGCCAUUUUCAUGCCAAGAAUGCGGAAAAUGUUUCUCUUUAAAAUCAAACCUUAUUGACCAUCAAAGAACUCACACAGGGGAGAAGCCAUUUUCCUGCCAAGAAUGUGGGAAAUGUUUUACUGUGAAAUCAAACCUGGUUGAACAUCUAAAAACUCACACAGGAGAAAAGCCAUUUUCAUGUCAAGAAUGUGGAAAAUGUUUUUCUCAAAGAAAAAAUCUUGUUGACCAUCAAAGGAUUCACACCGGGGAGAAGCCAUUUUCAUGCUUAGAAUGUGGGAAAAAUUUUAAUCAAAAAUCAAGUCUUGCUAAGCAUAAAAAAACUCAUACAGGUAAGAAGCCAUUUUCAUGCUCUGAAUGUGGGAAAUGUUUUAGCCAGAAAUCAAAUCUUAUUUGCCAUGAAAUAAUUCACACAGGCAAAAAGCCAUUUUCGUGUUCAGAAUGUGGGAAAUGUUUUACUACGAAAUCAAUUCUUGUUGAACAUCAAAGAACACACAUAGUGGACAAGCAGUUUUCGUGCCAAGAAUGUGGAAAAUGUUUUACUCAGAGAUCAAGUCUCUUUAAACAUAAAAAAACUCACACAGGGGAGAAGCCAUUUUCAUGCUCAGAAUGUGGGAAAUGUUUUACUACUAAAUCAAUUCUUUUUAAACAUCAAAAACUUCACAUAGAGAAGAAGCCAUUUCCAUGCCAAGAAUGUGGGGAAUGUUUUACUUUACAAUCACAGCUUGAUAGACAUGUGAGAAUUCACACAGGAGAAAAGACAUUUUCAUGCCAAUAAUGUAGGAAAUGUUUUUCUUUUAAAUCAAAGCUUAAUAGACAUGUGAGAAUUCACAUAGGGGAGAAGCCAUUUUCCUGUUUAAAAUGUGGGAAAUGUUUUACUCAGAAAUCACAUCUUGUUGAACAUCAGAGAAUUCACACACAAAAGAAGCCAUUUUCAUGACCAGAAUGUGGGAAAAUGUUUUAACCCCGAAUCACAUGUUAAUCAAUACCAAAGAACUAACAGAGGGAAGUAGCCUUUUUUUUCAACUUCUUUGUAUUGUCAAAUAAUACAGUAAAAAAAUAAGUUAUAACUGUUAUAGUGAAGUCACAAAAAGUAGAAAAAAAUCAAUUGGGAGGAAUGUAAGAAGAUGAUGAACCAAAUUGUUUUCUGAAUUAUAAUUCAUGGCACUGAUUUAAUAUUGUAGUGUCGCUCCAUUCUGGUAAA
Molecule: messenger RNA, 4736 nt
Organism: Hyla sarda
Lineage: Eukaryota; Metazoa; Chordata; Amphibia; Anura; Hylidae
Product: zinc finger protein 585A-like
Exons: 7
Coding region: 435-4310 (1291 amino acids)
Biological process (GO): negative regulation of transcription by RNA polymerase II
Molecular function (GO): DNA-binding transcription repressor activity, RNA polymerase II-specific
Source: RefSeq, a predicted model, not a curated record